AUGGCUUGCUUAUUGGAGGCAACACAAUAAAACCAUUUGUAUAUUUUCUUUAGAUCAGGAACUGGAGGAGGGCCCACUAAAACGGUGCAUUACACCCAUUAUGAGGAGCUGCUGCUGCCGUAUAUACACCGGGAGAGCGUUCGCAGUGUCUCCGGUACGUUCGAUACAGACCGGAAUGUUGGCCAAGAUUCAUCUCCACCUGGGCCGAGCAGGCGCAGACCAAUGGCAUCUGCUCCCGUUCCAGGUGGUCGCUCCUUGUCUGGGCUCCCCUCCCCACACAGCGAUCCUGAAAUUGAAGGAGAGGGAUUUAGUGGGGAGGCAAGUGAGAGAGGGUCCCACGUCGGUGGCAGUGGCGUGGCGUUCUCCUCAGAUGAGGAGCCAGCUAAUAUUCAACAGCAGCAGCAGCUCCCAACCCAGGCCCCAACACAGCCCACCAGAAAGAAUGUGGCCCCCAGGGAACAGGCUCAAUCUCAAUUCCACAAGUCUCUAAAUCGACACCAUAAAGCCCAUAUGAGAAAAAUGGACCAACAGCAUGUCGACUCGUGUGUGGCCACUAAUGCCUACAAUGCAGGUCAGGCAAGGCAAGCCGCACACGAGUCGGCAAUGCUUGCUCUACAACAGGAGUUGGUCACAAUCCAUCGGGAAAGACAUGAAGCACAAUCACAGCAUGAGGCUAGGAUGGAGAGCCUCAUGCAGGCCAGACAUCUAGCCCAAACCCAACAUAAGGCUGCCUUGUUGAGCCUGCAGGAGGAGGUGGUAGAGCUGAAAAAACAAAAACUGGCUCUGUUGGCUAAAGAAAAACAACAAAUUGCUGCACCAAAGCCAACAGAGCCUACAAGCUCUACCAGCACAGCUCCCCCUCCUGCAGGUUCAACAAGGCAGCUUCGCAAGCGAAAAUAAAUUUAGACAUUAGAGACUUGUGGAAUGUAGCUUUUAUUUGGCCUUUUUUUUUGGUUUGUUUUGUUGUGUUUUUUUUUCUUACUUUCUUACUUUUCUUAAACCUGCUUCAAAAAACUAUAUUUGUGAAGCGUUCCCUAAAAAUAAAUAUAUUUGUUUGGGGACAAGUUGUUUGGUAUGUGUUGUGUGUGGGAUUAAAGAUUUUAGGUACUUACAGGCAAAGUAAUUAGUAACAAUUUGUCCCCGGAUUUGACUCCCUUGGGCAUCCGCACGUUGGACAGGAUCCGGUGGAUGGACGGGGUCCUCAAGGUCAUCGGCCACCUCAGCUGUAAAGUUGUGAGGAACACGGGUCAAAAACAAAUCAUUACAGUAAUGAUGCUUCA
This is a messenger RNA of Xenopus tropicalis (tropical clawed frog), 1280 nucleotides long. RefSeq lists its product as uncharacterized. The record is from RefSeq and is a predicted model, not a curated record. The transcript is spliced from 3 exons. Bases 101 to 490 code for a protein of 129 amino acids. NCBI's taxonomy places the organism in Eukaryota, Metazoa, Chordata, Amphibia, Anura, Pipidae.